AUGGUUCUGCCACGUGCAAAGACGAAGCCCCGGGCUGUCUUCCCUUCCAUUGUAGGCUGUCCCCGACACCAGGGCGUCAUAGUGGGUGUGGGGCAGAAGGACAGCUACGUGGGCGAUGAGGCCCAGAGCAAGUGCGGCAUCCUGACUCUCAAGUACCCCGUUGAGCGUGGCAUCAUCACCAACUGGGACGACAUGGAGAAAACCUGGCACCACACCUUCUACAAAGAGCUGCACAUGGCCCCCAAGGAGCACCCUGUGCUGCUGACCGAGGCCCCCCUGAACCCCAAGGCCAACUGUGAGAAGAUGACCCAGAUCAUGUUCGAGAUCUUCAACACCCUGGCCAUGUACGUGGCCAUCCAGGCUGUGCUGUCCCUGUACGCCUCUGGCCACACCACUGGUAUUGUCAUGGACUCUGGGGAUGGGGUCACCCACACUGUGCCCAUCUACGAGGGCUAUGCCCUCCCACACGCUGUCCUGCGUCUGGACCUGGCUGGCCGGGACCUGACAGACUACCUCAUGAAGAUCCUCACUGAGCGUGGCUACAGCUUCACCACCACGGCCGAGCGGGAAAUUGUGUGUGACAUCAAGGAGAAGCUCUGCUACGUCACCCUGGACUUCGAGCAGGAGAUGGCCACUGCUGCCUCCAGCUCCUCCCUGGAGAAGAGCUAUGAGCUGCCCGACUGCGUCAUCACCGUCGGCAACGAGCGCUUCUGGUGUCCAGAGGUGCUUUUCCAGCCCUCCUUCCUGGGUAUGGAGUCACGUGGCAUCCACGAAACCACCUUCAACUCCAUCAUGAAGUGUGAUGUCCACAUCCGGAAGGACCUGUACGCCAACACGGUGCUGUCUGGUGGGACCGCCAUGUACCCCGGCAUUGCCGACAGGAUGCAGAAGGAGAUCACGGCCCUGGCCCCCAGCACGAUGAAGAUCAAGAUCAUCGCUCCUCCCGAGCACAAGUACACCGUGUGGAUCGGGGGCUCCAUCCUGGCCUGGCUGUCCACCUUCCUGCAGAUGUGGAUCAGCAAGCAGGAGUACGACGAGUCGGGCCCCUCCAUCGUCCACCGCAAAUGCUUCUAAGCGGACUGCGGGCAGAAGCGUAGCAUUUGCUGCAUGAGUUAAUUGAGAAGUAUAAAUUUUCCCUGGCAAACAUACACACCUCACGCCAGCCUCGUGAAACUGGAAUAAGCCUUUGAAAAGAAAUUUGUCCUUGAAGCUUG
Camelus dromedarius (Arabian camel) is the source of this 1214-nucleotide messenger RNA. Its product is annotated as actin, clone 302. The transcript has a single exon. Gene Ontology annotation, molecular function: structural constituent of postsynaptic actin cytoskeleton. The record is from RefSeq and is a predicted model, not a curated record. Bases 1 to 1074 code for a protein of 357 amino acids. Gene Ontology annotation, cellular component: actin filament. NCBI's taxonomy places the organism in Eukaryota, Metazoa, Chordata, Mammalia, Artiodactyla, Camelidae.